Messenger RNA from Cantharellus anzutake, 531 nucleotides. RefSeq lists its product as uncharacterized. NCBI's taxonomy places the organism in Eukaryota, Fungi, Basidiomycota, Agaricomycetes, Cantharellales, Hydnaceae. The coding region runs from base 1 to 531 and encodes 176 amino acids. The transcript has 2 exons. The record is from RefSeq and is a predicted model, not a curated record.
AUGGAUCAGGACAUGGUGACAGACCCACCGCCUUCCCGCACCUCCAUUGACUCCACGAUGUCUGGCUCCUCCCUGGCCGAGUCUGUUGCAUCCGUACUUUCUUCAUACUCUAGUAGUUCCAUAGACACCGAUGGCCUACAGACUCUGCUUGAUAAUGCAAGGGAGCUAGUGAGCACUUACAUUGGUGGAGAAUUGGUGCCCAGCUCCAAGGAGGUCAAGGCAGAUCUCCUGCUUACUUCGCUCAUGGAUUACGCGGUUAAGGAUAAAGGAAAGCAUUACGUCGCCACCGCCAUCCUGGCCUGUGAGAAACACCAGCUCCCAAAAGGUUUUCUCCUCGCUCUGGCUGAAUUCUGGUUGACAUUCCUUAUCUGUCCUGUGGCAAGUGCGAAACGGAGGGACACCCCCUCUACUGAACAAACCCCUACCGUCCACGACACCGCUGCCCUCAUACAGACUGCAUCGCGUGGGGAUCAGAAGGCCCUCAGAGAUUUGGUACAUCCCAUCUUCCUUCAGUGCCAUCCCACCUCUUGA